Messenger RNA from Acanthamoeba castellanii str. Neff, 378 nucleotides. RefSeq lists its product as uncharacterized. The record is from RefSeq and is a predicted model, not a curated record. Lineage: Eukaryota; Discosea; Longamoebia; Acanthamoebidae. The transcript has 2 exons. The coding region runs from base 1 to 378 and encodes 125 amino acids.
AUGGCAGAGACGGAUCCAAGCAGCAAGUCGACAGCAGAUUUGGUCAAGAGGCAGACCGAGCUCGCCGUUCGGUUGGGCAAGCUCGGGAAGGAGGUGACGAAAUGCUCCACCGAACUGGAGGCCAUCACCAAGGAACUCGAACAGCGCGUGGCGAACGACAGCGAGCUCGAUGAGCAGGCCGCCGAAGCGCCCGCGGCAAGCGCUGCCACGGAGGAGAAGAAGGCGGCAGCUGGAGCCAAGGACAAGGACAAGAGGGACCUGGCCUACUACACCAGCACCAAGACCACCAACACCCAGCUGCGAGAAGCCGCCAACAAGGAGCGACAGGAGAAAAUCAACAAGCCGCGUCCCGCCGUACGCGAGUUCAAGCACUGGUGA